GGGAGGAGAGGCUUUAAUUUCACAAACAAGGACAUGAGUGUCAGAUUUCUCUUACUUCAUGGUAUCACUGGGUUAGCUUAUUGUACGUGACGAUCAACCAACUGUUUUCAACGGCACCUUUGCUAAUCUCACCAAAGGCAUUCAAUAUUUUCGACAGUUUAUUACCAGAAUACUUUAACCAUGUCUGGAAUGCGGUUUUUGUACUCCAAAAAUUCCUACAGAAUACUUUCUGGCUCCAUUUGGUGAUGUGGCAGUAAUCCACUUGUGGGGUUGCUACAAAAUACCAAAGAGACAAGACAAAACACCUGAUGACAACCUUAUGCUUCAUAGCUACAGACGAGAUCAGCUACAGCGUCGGGCAGGUAGAGGAGAAAACUCACAAGUUGAUGCAAUGUACCAGGUCGUGCCAGGAAAUUUACCUGCUGCUCGAGAGAAACAAUCCAAAGAAGUAAAGCCAUUGAUAUGUACUAUUUUACUGGGCUUGCUGCUGGUAAUUGCAGCAGUAGUUGCAUGGUGCUAUUACACUGCAUCAUUGAAGAAAUUAAACAGCUUCAAAAUAGAUCAAUUGGAGCUCUAUAAGGAUGGUUUUUUCAUCAAGAAUACUGCUAACAUGGUUUUAUUUGAAAUGGGUUUCAAAUCUGCUCCUAUUGACCUUGAAUCAUGUUUUCAAGAUGAAGCUGGAAAUGAGGUAAACUGCACAAAAUCUGGCGAAGAAAAGGUGGACUUCUUUGUCAAAGCCUUUAAACCCAAAGAUACCAUAACUUGUUACAACAUUGAAUGGAAGACAGUCAUAUUGGACUCUGUUGUUGAACAUUGCAUGCAUUGGGCAGAUGGACAUUGGUAUGGAGGAGCAGAAACUAGCACACAGCAUUGGCCUAUCAAAAUUUCAGGUGUAAUGGAUCCUAAGCCAUAUGUAACAGGUGAUGUGUACUCAAUACGUGAUGGAUUUGGUGGAAUUCUAGAAAGGUAUUGGAUCUCCUCUAAAUCUGUAGCUGUUCGAGUUAAUGACUCAGUCCCUCUACACAUUGGUUGGAACAGCUCAGACAAAGAAGCAUUUUGCCUGCAUGCUCGCUACAAAGAUUCUCCAUUUCAACCGACCACAGGACAACAACCAUUUGUAGAACUAAGUUAUCAAGUCUGUAUUGGUUCUGAUUUAAAAAUUAUCCACAGAUACAUGGCCAAAAAACAUUUCAGAAAGCCUGAGAUUACACCUUCAGAAUUUAUGUUCAGGUACCCUAAAUGGUCCACGUGGGCUCUGUUUAAAACUGAAGUGAACCAGGAUAAAGUUUUGCGUUAUGCAGAAAAAAUCAAGAAGUAUCAAUUCAACUUCAGUCAUAUUGAAAUAGAUGAUCAAUACUCCAGUAGCUAUGGAGAAUUUAACUUUGACCCAGUGAAGUUUCCAAAUGCUUCAGAACUCCUUCAAAAGCUCAGGGAUGAUGGAUUCCAGGUGACAUUAUGGGUGCAUCCCUUUGUUAAUUAUAAUUCUCCCAGUUUUAUCAAGGGUGUAGAAAAUUCUUAUUUUGUGAUGGAUCCCAGUGGGAGAUUUCCUGCCUUUGUGGAGUGGUGGAAUGGGAUUGCAGCAGUUUUAGACUUCACCAAUCCUGAAACCACAGAUUGGUUUCAGAAAAAAUUGGAGUACUUAAGGUCAAAGUACGGGAUUGUGUCUUUCAAAUUUGAUGCAGGUGAGACCAGUUACCUACCUGCAAAGUUUAGCACUCACAAGCCUCUGUCUGAUCCGAGCUUGUUUAGUAAAUUGUAUGCAAAAAUUGCAGCUUCAUACUGUAUGUUAGCUGAAGUGAGAGUAGGCUACCACACACAGAAUCUCCCCUGUUUUGUUCGUAUGAUUGACCGUGAUUCUGUUUGGGGUUAUGAGCUUGGCUUAAAAUCCCUGAUUCCAACUGUCCUCACCAUGGGUAUUUUAGGAUAUCCCUUCAUAUUGCCUGAUAUGAUUGGGGGAAACGUUUAUCCAAACAAAACUGAUGGCCUUGAUGAGAUUCCAGACCGUGAGCUUUAUAUUCGCUGGCUCGAACUGUCAGCUUUUCUUCCAGCUAUGCAAUUUUCCAUUCCUCCUUGGCUUUAUGAUGAGGAGGUUUUGAAAAUUGCACAUAAAUUCACUCAGCUCCGAGAAAGUUUAGUUAUGCCCCUUAUGCUUCGGCUCGCAGAGGAAACCACUAAGACAGGUAAUCCAAUUAUAAGGCCCCUUUGGUGGAUUGCUCCAAAUGACAAAGUGGCACAAAAGGUAGACACACAGUUCCUCAUUGGGGAUUAUCUUAUGGUAGCCCCCAUUCUAGAAAAAGGUAAAGAGGCAAGAGAUAUCUAUCUUCCUGAUGGUAAAUGGCAAAGUUUUAAUGGAGACCUUUUUGAUAAGACACCAAAUUUGCUAACUGACUUUGCAGUUGACCUUGAUGAAGUGGCCUAUUUCAUCCGAAUGAUCUGAUUUGCCUUUUGUUAAUUUGGAGUUUUUUGGAUAACUAGUUAAAACAGGAUUUUGUUUUUUUUACAAACUAUUAUAGUAUCUGUGUUCAGCUAUAUUUAAUUCCAGGAUUAUCCACAAAUAUAUAUUAAUAUUAUACUUGGGGCACCUUUAAAAUUUGAGUAAAUGGAGAUUUUUUUUUAAAAGUUCUCUUUCCCUAGAUGAAACGGUCAUCACUUUUUGAAGACUAAUCACUCCAAAAUGAAAAAGAAAGUAAGUGAACAGUAAAGCUAAAUGAAAUCAGAAGUAUGUUUUCCAAAAUUUCUUUUAAAGGAAAGGCUUAUUUCUGUUAAAAUCACAUGAGUGAACUAGCAACGAAUUGGAAAUAAAUCCAGGUCUAAUGUUUUAGUAAAUCAGAUAAUCCUAAAUUAUUUUAGUAAGAAACAGAUCAAAAAAACACAUUGUACUUUAUAUACAUAACUAAUUUGGAGGAGAUGGUGGGAUGCUGAACUAGUAAUUCAGCAGGCCCAGGUGAUGCUUUAGAACCUGGGUGCAAUGAUGAUGAUGAUUACCGUGAUGAUUAAUAAUGAAAGGAUCUAAAAUGAAAAAUAGUUUCAUAAUGAUCUUUAUUGAGUCUAUUGCUGUGAAAACUCAUUUAGUUCACUAAUAUCCUUUUGUUUUUAGGGCAGCAAAUCUGCUGUCCUUACCUAGUUUGACCAAUAUGCAACUCCAUAGCAAUGUAGUUGACUCUUGUCUGCCGUCUGAAAUGGCCGAGUAGUGAUUCAGUUAAACAGCAUUUGAGGAUGCGUAAUAAAUGCCAGUGAUGCCUGCAUCCCACAAAAGGUUUUAAAAAAAAAAUUGAGAGCAAUUGAAUCAAAACUGGCCAAAUUAGGAGGCAUACAGGAGAGACUACAGGAAGUAGGUUUGGGAAAAUUUAUUACAAAUCCAGGUCAUUGAAAUUAACUUUGUCAUAGAAUUGGGAGAGAGGAGAAUUGUAAAACUUUCUGGUGUGGAA
Chiloscyllium plagiosum (whitespotted bambooshark) is the source of this 3428-nucleotide messenger RNA. It is a transcript of the gene myorg, whose product is annotated as myogenesis regulating glycosidase. NCBI's taxonomy places the organism in Eukaryota, Metazoa, Chordata, Chondrichthyes, Orectolobiformes, Hemiscylliidae. Gene Ontology annotation, molecular function: hydrolase activity, hydrolyzing O-glycosyl compounds. The record is from RefSeq and is a predicted model, not a curated record. Gene Ontology annotation, biological process: carbohydrate metabolic process; skeletal muscle fiber development.